GUCUUUUUGUAACUUGAUGCAAGUCAUGUGUUAAGUCCAUGUGUGUUCAGCUGAAAAGUCAGUUGCCCUUAUUCAAGCAGCUUCUCUCAGGAAGAUAAGCAAGUCUGUUGGGACCAAGAAGUGAGAAGAACCCAUCAAAACCUUCCAAUAGGGAUACUUUUACGUUCUCUGCCCUACACCCUGACAGAGGAGAGGAAUGGGCUGUAACAGAAACUGUGGGCUCCUCAGUGGGGCCAUCAUCGGUGCUGUGCUGGCUAUCUUUGGAGGAGUGCUGAUACCAGUUGGAGACCACCUUAUAGGCAAAGCUAUAAAAAAGGAAGCUGUCAUUGCAAAUGGUACCAUUGCUUUUCAAAAUUGGCUUGUGCCAGGAAGUUCAGUUUACAGGCAGUUUUGGAUCUUUGAUGUGCAAAAUCCUUCAGAGGUGUUAGAGAGAGGAGCGCGUCCAAAGCUUGAACAAAGAGGACCUUACACAUACAGGGUGCGGUAUUUACCCAAGGAGAACAUCACGGAAAACUCCGAUGGCACAAUAUCCUACAUGCUGCCUAAUGUUGCUCGUUUUGAGCCUGACAUGUCUGUCGGGACAGAGAACGAUACCUUCACAGUCCUCAACCUGGCUGUUGUUGCUGCACCUUCCUUGUAUACAAACGCUUUUAUACAGCUACUAUUAAACACUUGGAUUAAAUCUUCUAAAUCAUCAAUGCUGCAGAACAGAACAGUGAAAGAGCUGCUGUGGGGAUACAAAGAUCCUUUCUUAAACAAAAUCCCCUUCCCUGUGGACCCAGUUCUAGGAGUCUUCUACCCGUAUAAUGGGACAUCUGAUGGACUUUACAGAGUCUAUACUGGGACAGAAGAUAUUACAAAGACAGCAAUAAUUGAAAGCUAUAAAGCCAAAAGGAAUCUUUCAUACUGGGAAGGUUACUGCGAUUUGGUUAAUGGCACAGAUGGGGCAUCAUUCCCACCAUUUGUUAAGAAGAAUCAGGUACUGCGCUUCUUCUCCUCCGACAUUUGCAGGUCGAUCUACGGAGUUUUCCAGAGCAAGCAGAAAGUGAAGGGAAUCCCGCUGUACCGUUUCGCAGUUCCACGGGAAGCAUUUGCAUCACCUACUGAAGUUGAAGACAAUUAUUGUUUCUGUACAGAUAGAGCUGUAUCACAGAACUGCACAUUAGCUGGAGUUCUAGACAUUAGUGCCUGCAAAGCAGGAAGACCUGUAUUCAUCUCUCUUCCACAUUUUCUUCAUGCAAGUGACUCUAUAUUGCAUGAUGUUGAAGGCUUGAGCCCAAAUGAGAAGGAGCAUGAGACAUAUCUAGAUGUAGAGCCUACUACUGGCUUUACACUACAAUUUGCAAAAAGACUGCAAGUAAACCUCCUUGUGAAGCCUGCACCAAAAAUAGAAGCUUUAUCAAAAGUUAACAAAUCUUAUGUCUUUCCUCUUCUUUGGCUAAAUGAGUCAGCUGUUAUUGGUGAUGAGAAAGCAGAAAUGUUCAGAACCAAAGUCACUGGGCCAGUCUACUUUUUGAAUGUGCUGCAGCUGUCCUUACUGAUCACAGGUUCUGUGCUGUUCCUGGCAUUCAUGGGUUCCUACUUCGCAUGCAGACCAACGGAAAUGAAAUAGAUAAUGAAAAGUCUUCAGAAGUAGUCAAUGUUUAAGUGAAGUUUCAGUCCAGCAGAAUAUUAAAAUUCAAAGACAAAAUGUAUGAUCCAAGGCACAGCCAGUCCACACGCCGUGGAAUUCAACAUGCUUUUCCACUUUGAGAAGCCCAACUAGCUAAGCCUAGCAGGCUGAUGUGCUAAGGUUCAAAACGUUGAGAUCACUGAAGAGGCCACGAUGGAAACUAUGCUGUCAGAUAGCUCUGAUUGUUUGAACCUUGUUACAAAUGUUAAAUGACAUGCAAGCAGACUGAAGGUGAGGUGCGGUUGGACUUUAGUCCACCUUCUGCCUGGGUUUUUUGUUUGUUUGGUUGGUUGGUUUUGGAUUUGCAAGACAGAGGAAAGUUGUUUGCUGAUGUUCUGUCUCUGAGCACAGGCUGGGAAUGACAACACCUUUGAGCUCAGGCUGUGCUCUAGAUGCUUUCGUUGCAAUGUUUGUUUGUGUUCUGUCAAGGAGUGGAAGCUGCUGUAAUAGACCUGCUCUCUGUCCUCUAUUCAGGGAUGUGUGAAUUGCACCGAAUGUGAAGUUUGUGAUGUAAAAUUACUAACUGUAAUACACAAAGUUAAUAAAAAACCUUACUAAAAUAUGUGGUCUAUACAUUUUAAAUGGAGCUGGCUUCUAGACACACCACAGUCAUUCAUAUGUUAAUGGAGCUCAUGAACAUUUGGCUCCACAUCUGUUUAGUUAUCUGAACAACUCCCUGACUCCCAGCCUGCUUCAUUGCUCUUGCUUUCUCUAUGCCUUUCUUUCUGGCUUUUGCUUGAACGCUAACCUCUGCUCUCUCUUAACCCCACUUUGCCCAAGGCCUCCCUUAAAGGUCAAGAGAAGAUAGUCCAGAAUACUUUCUAGACACAAGAAAGACUGAUAGUGAUUUCAGUCCAACAUUGCAGGGUUCUGCCUCCUUGCUAUAGAAGAACAUAAAUGAAAACUGUUAGCCCCAGCUCCUUGCUGAUAUUUGUAACUGAACCAUCUGCCACAAGGAAAUUGUGCAACCAUUUGUUUAAUGAGGUGCAUCAGCCUCAUUAGAGCAGGUAGCAAACACUGCCAUCUGCAUGGAUGGUUUGUUUUUGUAUUCAAUAUGAAUGCCAUAUUUUAGAAAUGAGAGUUAGUGAGGCACAUAUUAAGUGUUGUGAGGUCUCUUCUUUUCCUGUGGACUCACUGAAUUCAGAAUGAGAGCCUAAUUUCAGUACUUUUAAAGAUUCCCCCCCCCCCAAAUAGCUGCAAAGAAAAAGGAAGAUUAAUCAUGUCCAGCCUCUCAUAGCCUGGUGUUUGAAAAUAAUGCUACAAUAGACUUAAAAUUAGAGAGGUUUAUCUUUCUAGUAAAGGACUGUCUUUUGUCUGAGGAUUUUUAGUGAGGUGGUUGCCCCCUUUGGAAAUAAAAGGGAAAGCCCAAUAGACUAAGGUGCUACCAAUAAAUCUAAUAAAUCACAGAAAUCCCCCAAGAUUAUUCUUGAAGGCAGGGUCAACGUGGUAUGUAGCUGCACCCUCUUUCUUUCCAGCCACGGGCUGGAAAUGCAGAGUAACAGGAGACAAGACACUCAAGGGGAGCUCUGCUCCCAUCUAGACAGCCUGUGCCUUUGAUUGCUCAUGGUGCUUUCCAGCCAAUAAAAAAACAAGACCUUUUUCUCACCUCUACAUUAUUGCUCUGUUCUCAUAUUAGUCUGGCGACAGUCUGACACAACUGAAGGUAUCCCUAGAGUCCCAGGGGCUAGGCUGAAAUGUGUAAGAGCAGCUAACAUCAUUAUGCCACCUUCUCUGAAACACAGUGGUUCAAGAGCUGACACCAAGGUUUUGUUCCAAAACUAACAUUUGUGCCAGAAUCUGCCAUGGAGAUCUUUUUGUGAAAGGUAACAGCAAUGCUUCUGUUGGUUUUUUGCUACUCAAGCAUUUAAUCUUCAUCGGCCACUGUCUACAAGUUAGUGCUUGCUGUGCUGGUGUUGGUCAGUGCAAUGUGGUGCUCCAGCAGGAGCAGUCCAGCAAGUCAGGCUGUGAUUUUCACUGUCUCAGGGCCCAGUUUUGCAGUCACCCAAACUGUUUGUUCAUCUCUGUCAUCUCAAUGCAGGUUUGGACUCUGAAACUGUGUGCAGCACCUAGACUACACUUGAAUUAGUGGUUAGUUUGUCCAAAGCAUCAGUUACAGCUCUUGUUAAUCCAUGUUAUUAAGGCUAAUGUUCAGUAUUUACAUUUGUCCAAGAAAUGCAGGAUGAACAUUUAUUAGGACUGUUAAUGAACUCAAUGCAAAUAAAAUAGAACUCAAGCUCUUCUUUCUAAGAUCUUCAUGUCUAUUUGUAAAUAAAGUCUUCUAUGUUGAAUAAUGAA
Molecule: messenger RNA, 3967 nt
Organism: Pogoniulus pusillus (Red-fronted tinkerbird)
Lineage: Eukaryota; Metazoa; Chordata; Aves; Piciformes; Lybiidae
Gene: CD36
Product: CD36 molecule (CD36 blood group)
Exons: 14
Coding region: 197-1612 (471 amino acids)
Biological process (GO): receptor-mediated endocytosis; long-chain fatty acid import into cell; low-density lipoprotein particle clearance
Cellular component (GO): cytoplasm; cell surface; plasma membrane
Molecular function (GO): low-density lipoprotein particle receptor activity; scavenger receptor activity; low-density lipoprotein particle binding
Source: RefSeq, a predicted model, not a curated record